Messenger RNA from Physcomitrium patens, 3604 nucleotides. Its product is annotated as chaperone protein ClpC1, chloroplastic. Lineage: Eukaryota; Viridiplantae; Streptophyta; Bryopsida; Funariales; Funariaceae. Gene Ontology annotation, biological process: cellular response to heat. The record is from RefSeq and is a predicted model, not a curated record. Gene Ontology annotation, molecular function: ATP binding; ATP hydrolysis activity; protein binding. Gene Ontology annotation, cellular component: cytoplasm.
CAGCGCGGAGGGACGGACUUCUUCAAGCUCAUCAUCCCCUCGUUGCUAAUCGAAUUGCUGAUUCCGAUUCUGUCUUCUAUCCCCCGUAGAGCUUCAUCGUUUCCAGUAGGAGGAGGACGAGGAGGAGGAGGUUUCAGGGGUUUGCGAGACACUCUCGUGUGGGGUGUUUUCUCGGCUGAGCCGUGUUUGCAUUUAGCGGUUUCGUUUUUGAUGCGGUUUUGAGUUAGUAGGGUUUAGGGACCCUGCUUUUGGAGGAAGGGGAUUCUUACGUUUUGGUUGUUGUGCCGUUGGAACUAGGAGAGGUUUAGCUUGUUGGAUUGUUGAGUUUAGUGAUUUUAGGUUGUGCAUUGAGAGAGUUGAAUUGAAAUGGCGUCGAUGGCGCAUUCCUUGACUCUUCCGUCUGCGGGGGCGGAGCUUACCAUUGGCCAGCUCAAGUGCGGUGCGAAGAGUAGGAGAAGAGCGGCUGCAAGAGCCGCAGUGGGUAGGCUGAAUGUGCAAGCGAAGUCUGCUAGUUUGUCAUUGACUCCGUUUCAGUCAUUUUCGGGGAUGCGAAAGGCCUCGGUGAUUGAUUCCCUGACCGUGAAACAAGGGAGGGAUUUUAAAUCUGUUGUGUCGAACUCCGUUGCAAUUUGUAACGAAUCGCGGCCUUCGAAGGCUGUGACUACGGCCAUGUUCGAGCGUUUCACUGAGAAAGCUAUUAAGGUUAUCAUGUUGGCUCAGGAGGAAGCAAGGCGUCUCGGGCACAAUUUCGUUGGUACUGAACAAAUUUUGCUUGGCCUUAUUGGUGAGGGUACUGGUAUUGCUGCGAAAGUGAUGAAGUCCAUGGGAGUGAACCUUAAGGAAGCUCGCGUGGAAGUAGAGAAGAUUAUUGGGCGCGGGAGCGGGUUCGUGGCUGUUGAGAUUCCCUUCACGCCCAGGGCCAAGAGAGUUCUCGAGCUCUCACUCGAAGAAGCUAGACAGCUUGGUCACAACUAUAUUGGCACAGAGCAUUUGCUGCUGGGGCUGCUACGAGAGGGAGAGGGUGUUGCUGCCCGAGUGCUUGAGAACCUUGGCGCUGACCCCAGCAACAUUCGAACUCAGGUGAUUCGAAUGGUAGGCGAAAAUACCGAGGCUGUUGGUGUCGGAGCUGGCAGCGGCAGCAGUGGUAACAAGAUGCCCACUCUGGAGGAAUACGGAACGAAUUUAACCAAACUCGCGGAAGAGGGAAAGCUAGACCCAGUUGUUGGAAGAGUUGCACAGAUAGAGCGAGUGACUCAAAUCCUUGGUCGCAGAACCAAAAACAACCCGUGCCUAAUUGGAGAGCCUGGAGUUGGAAAAACUGCUGUUGCCGAAGGUUUGGCGCAGAGAAUUGCGUCUGGGGACGUACCGGAGACCAUUGAAGGAAAGAAGGUUAUCACCCUCGACAUGGGGCUGCUGGUUGCCGGAACCAAGUACAGAGGAGAAUUUGAGGAAAGACUGAAGAAACUGAUGGAAGAAAUUAAACAAGCGGACGAUAUCAUCCUUGUUAUUGAUGAAGUGCACACCCUCAUUGGUGCUGGUGCCGCCGAGGGUGCUAUUGACGCUGCCAACAUCUUGAAGCCAGCUUUAGCUCGCGGUGAAUUACAGUGCAUCGGAGCAACCACACUUGACGAGUACAGGAAGCACAUUGAGAAGGAUCCUGCAUUGGAACGUCGGUUCCAACCUGUGUUAGUUCCAGAGCCUACUGUAGAGGAAACUAUUGAAAUUCUCAGAGGAUUGAGAGAAAGAUACGAGAUCCACCAUAAAUUGCGUUACACUGACGAGGCUUUGAUUGCAGCAGCCCAGCUAUCUUACCAGUACAUCAGUGAUCGGUUUUUGCCUGACAAGGCUAUUGAUUUGAUUGAUGAGGCGGGUUCGAAAGUAAGGCUGAAACACGCUCAGCUACCCGAAGAGGCGAAGGAGCUUGACAAGGAGUUGCGUGCCGUUACGAAGGAGAAGAAUGAAGCUGUGCGUGGGCAGGAUUUUGAGAAGGCCGGAGAACUAAGGGAUCGCGAGAUGGAGCUGAAGGCUCAAAUAUCGGCCUUCAUUGAGAAGGACAAAGAGCAGAUGAAGGCAGAGAGUGAAACCGGUGAUGUUGGUCCUACUGUCGAAGAAUCUGACAUUCAGCAGAUUGUGUCUGCCUGGACAGGCAUUCCCGUUGAGAAGGUCUCAAGUGAUGAAUCUGACCGCUUGUUGAAGAUGGAGGAUACACUUCAUAAUCGGGUUAUUGGCCAGGAUGAAGCAGUGAAGGCCAUCAGUCGUGCUAUUCGCAGAGCUCGUGUUGGACUUAAGAACCCCAAUCGUCCCAUCGCUAGUUUCAUCUUUUCUGGUCCUACUGGUGUCGGUAAAUCGGAGCUUGCUAAAAGUCUCGCUUCCUACUACUUUGGUUCUGAAGAAGCCAUGGUUAGACUUGAUAUGUCUGAAUUUAUGGAGAGACACACUGUCUCCAAACUCAUUGGAUCUCCACCAGGUUAUGUGGGUUACAGUGAAGGAGGACAGCUAACAGAGGCUGUGCGCAGAAGACCAUACACUGUGGUUCUUUUUGAUGAGAUUGAGAAGGCACAUCCUGAUGUUUUCAAUAUGAUGCUUCAGAUUUUGGAAGACGGAAGAUUAACCGACAGCAAAGGGCGGACUGUAGAUUUCAAGAAUACUCUUCUAAUUAUGACUUCAAACGUAGGAAGCAGUGUAAUUGAGAAAGGUGGGGGUGGUAUUGGUUUCCAAUUGGACUACGGCGAAAAGGAUUCUAGCUACAAUCGCAUCAAGAGCCUCGUUAAUGAGGAGCUGAAGCAGUACUUUAGGCCCGAGUUUUUGAACCGAUUGGAUGAAAUCAUUGUUUUCAGACAACUGACUAAAUUGGAAGUUAAGGAGAUCGCUGAUAUUAUGUUGAAGGAGGUCUUCGAGCGGUUGAAGAAGAAGGAAAUUGAUUUACAGGUAACUGAGAGAUUCAGGGAUCGUGUUGUUGACGAAGGCUAUAGUCCUAGCUAUGGAGCUCGGCCAUUGCGACGAGCAAUCAUGAGGCUAUUGGAAGACAGUAUGGCAGAACGCAUGCUCUCUGGAGAAAUUAAGGAGGGAGACUCAGCUAUCAUCGAUGUAGAUGGUGAUGGCAAUGUCACAGUGUUAAAUGGCACUACGGGAACUGCUUCCAAAACAGAUACAGAUAUGGCCCCUGCUGGUAUUGCUUGAAUUCCUCGAUUAGGUAAAGAAUUUUUGCAAUUUAGUAGGGCGUUGAUCUGCUAGGUCUGAUAGAUUCAGAAACUUAGUUCAGGUCCUUUGUAUUCAUAGCAAGGGGUGAUUCUGAAUGCACCAACGAAAAAGGUCAAAUUCGAAACCAUUUAUUCUCGGCUGCAGAGCAGGAGGUGUUUGCAUUUGCUAGCUUUAAAGCUCAUCUCUUGCAAAUUCUGGCCAAUUGCUUUGUGGGGUCAGUUCCUGUUGUCAAAAGGUUUGACAAAUACGAAGGUUUGAAUCCUGUGCUAUUCAGGGUUUUUUAUACUUCGUACAUUAUGCUUAUAAUGGACAGUCUCUUAUCCUCUGUGGACUGUUUCAAAUGUAAAUUUUGAUGUCACGCAGAGUGCUUGUAAGUGAUAAAAUAAUUCUUAUUGCACUGUAA